This is a messenger RNA of Bactrocera oleae (olive fruit fly), 1266 nucleotides long. RefSeq names its product DNA replication complex GINS protein Psf3 (gene Psf3). Gene Ontology annotation, cellular component: GINS complex. The record is from RefSeq and is a predicted model, not a curated record. Gene Ontology annotation, biological process: mitotic DNA replication initiation. Lineage: Eukaryota; Metazoa; Arthropoda; Insecta; Diptera; Tephritidae.
AAAAGAGAGUAUUAGUGUGUGUGUGUUAAAACUGAUAGCUUGAAAUGAUCGUUUAUUACCUAUGCAAAGCCUGGACGGGCUGCUAGUAACAUAUAAGCCUAGUAUAAACAGAACACAGGCCAAAGAUAACGCACUUUCCACAAGUGAAAUCCUAUUGCUCAGACACUACUCGAUCGAUUUCAACUAAAUUAAACAUUUCUAAUUCAUUUAAAAAUCGAAUCACAACUUCUCAAGCCCCCAGAUACCGAACAUGUGAUCAGUCCAGACAUGCCCUAACCCAAAUUUAAUUGAUAUAGCGGUUUCAGACUUUUCAGCUGACUUUAAACCGUUUGUGGUGAUUAAUAUGUGUAACAUUUUAAUUCAGCGGAUAUGUAUAUGAAUGAAUAUCGAUUCCACAAAUAACAAAAGCGCCUAGUAUACAAAAUUUCGGCAAUUAAUAAAUUUAUUUAAGUAUUAACCGGAAUGGACAAUCAGAGCUAUUUUCCGAAUUACUACGCCGUUGAAGACAUAUUUGUUACACAAGAGAAGGUCGAAUGCAAAGUGAACACGAAACUUUUAAAAAUGGGUUUUCUUGAUCCAGGUGCGGAGACAGAUGAUUUAAAUUCUGGUCGCACAGUGAAUCUGCCCUUGUGGUACAUAAAAGAAUUGAAGGUUAACAAUCCAUAUUUUACUGUAAACGUUCCGGACAUCUACAAAAAUGUACAUAAGGCUGUAUGUGAAGCGGAAACAACACAUAUUGAGCUUGGUAAAUUGCAUCCAUAUUUUUACGAAUAUGGUCGCUAUUUGACUCCUUAUGAUCGAAAUCAUAUCGUUGGACGAAUUGUGUUUGAAACAAUGCGUCAACGUGUGCGUCAUUUACUUGACAUUUCAAAGCAUACUACAGAGGAUGGAAAACCAGAACAUCGCUUGGACGACAUCGAACAAAAACUAUAUGAUUCUGGAGUGAAAACAAAUGCAAUGUUCACAAAUUGGCUUCGACUGAAAUCGAAUAAAAUACGAGUAAGUGAAUUAGUACAUGAACACAGCAAGAAACGAAAACGUAAUCAAAUAGAUUUUGACGGAGGAAGUAUAUCACCUGAUCAACUGCAGAAAAGACCUACUAUUUAAUUACACACUAUUAAAAAAUUUAAGGAUAGAUAAUUGACAUCAGACCUUAACUGUUUCGCUAAAAUUUUCAUAGAUGAUGUUACUUAAUAUUAUCCCAGAUAUAACUGUACAUUCCUAAGUUUUUUAUUAAAAUAAACAAAAGACUUUUGUGUUCAUUAA